AUGCCGGUCCCCAGUCCAGCUUCCAACACCAUUGCUCUGCCUCAAGAGCUCGUUGGCUUCUUCAUAGAUGAGCUGCAGCACGACUCCAUCUCGCUACGCCGCUGCUCGCUCGUCUGCAAAGCAUGGUUGCCACAUUGCUCCGCGCACCUCUUUGCCUCGCUUCGCAUCUCUCGACUCCCGCUGUAUCAAGUGCUUCUCGACUUUCGAGGCCUCAUACUCUCGUCUGCACGGGUGUCAUUGUACGUUCGGCACAUCGGGAUUGACAUAGAUUCUCAGAAUGCAGCGGUGGCGGCGGCGGUCAUUCUUAAGCAUCUGUCGCAGCUCGAGUCCCUUUCUAUCGCCGGCAUCAAGCUCUUUCGCUAUAGCAAUAACCUCCCACGGGCUACCUCGUGUUACACAGGGCGCCCUCUUAAGUGCUUGAGCGCGAUACGUCUGCCUGUGGAUGUCGUGUCCGGCUUUCUAGUCCUCUUCGUCUCCGUCGAUAUCCUAGAUGUGCGCUUUCCCGAGCGCGCACAGCGGAAAUUUCCCUAUGUCUCGCACAUCGUGAAGAAUUUAGAGGUCAAGUGCGAAACGGACUCCACCUUGCUAGAUGUCGGCAGCCUAGUAGAUCCCAAUUCUCUCGAAAGCAUCACGCUUGGCUUUGGCGGAACGUACCGUCACCGAGCUUCGGCGGAUUAUCUCCAUAGGUUCCUGCAGUCAGCUGGCCAGCAUAUCCGACAUUUUGAGUACGGGCAGCCGGUUGGUGGAUGGAUUACCCUUCCCGACAGCAUCCCUGCUCUGAUGGCAUGCACAAACCUCGAAUCUCUCACGGUUACUACCCCGAAGGUUACGCCGUUCAGUAUGGACUUAUGGUGCGGCACCCUAGUGCUCCUCUUGUCUCUUCCCUCACAGACGCGACGUGUCGAACUCGUCACGAGCUGCCGAGGUCCGUCGAAUUGCGACGGCGCCUUCGAUGCCUUCAUACAAAGAUUCGGCCGGCACGUGGGGGAGGCCUUGGAGCACUGCCACGCGCUCGAAUGUCUCAACAUCGCUGCCCUAGAUUACUAUCAUCAGCCUAUCUCGGCCUCUGCGCACCCCGACAAACGAGAGGCCGUUCUCAAGGGGUUACCUGCGUGGUUAAGGGGAAUAACAUCAUUUACAUAG
Messenger RNA from Phanerochaete carnosa HHB-10118-sp, 1143 nucleotides. RefSeq lists its product as uncharacterized. The transcript has 2 exons. Bases 1 to 1143 code for a protein of 380 amino acids. NCBI's taxonomy places the organism in Eukaryota, Fungi, Basidiomycota, Agaricomycetes, Polyporales, Phanerochaetaceae. The record is from RefSeq and is a predicted model, not a curated record.